Strongylocentrotus purpuratus (purple sea urchin) is the source of this 3618-nucleotide messenger RNA. RefSeq names its product U3 small nucleolar RNA-associated protein 14 homolog A. The record is from RefSeq and is a predicted model, not a curated record. Bases 271 to 2676 code for a protein of 801 amino acids. Lineage: Eukaryota; Metazoa; Echinodermata; Echinoidea; Camarodonta; Strongylocentrotidae. Gene Ontology annotation, biological process: rRNA processing. Gene Ontology annotation, cellular component: small-subunit processome; nucleolus. The transcript is spliced from 13 exons.
UUACUUUCAGCCGAGAACGAUCGUCUUCCACUUUGUAUUCACACACGUGCGCCUACCACCCGGCACCUUUCACGUAGUACUAUAGUGGGGAGUAAGAGCACUUUGGGGGCGAAUGUUGACGGUACAGUAGCGGCCUGGGUUUUGUUUAGAACACGCAGCUAGAUAAUUCGAGCUGAGCUAGCGGACGGCUGGAUCAAAGAAGUUUUCCGGAGGUCGAAGUGAGAGCAUUUGGGCCUUUUCAGACAACGUAUUUGGACAGGAACAUUGACAAUGGACGUCUUGCUAAGCCUUCAGGCUUCCGAUGUUGGAAGGGGCGAUGAUGACGAUGAUGGCUCUCACCCUGACAUCAGUGCGAGUGAAGAUGAGGAUGACUUGGAGGACGACUCAAGACAUUCUAAACUCUUGGAAGCCAUUGGCGGCAUGGAAACAAAAAGGAGGUCAAAGGUCAAACAGAGGUCAGAAGCCAGUGCAGUAGUUUCAGAAUACCAGCUGAAUACCAAGGAUGUCCAGGGAAAAGGAGUCUGGAUCCACGAUCUCAUGGGGUCUCUGAAGAACACCCCAUCACACUCUGCACUGAAGAAACAGAUGAACAAUGUCCAGAAACGCAAGACUCUGCCCACUCCCCUACACAAGCAUGAAGCAGAGAAGAUCCAGCGGACGAUGGCCUACGAGGGCGUGAGCAAGGAGGUUUCCAAGUGGGACCAGGUAGUCCAGACCAACCGUAAGGCUGAGCACCUGUCCUUUCCUCUCAAUCAAGAUGUCGUUGGACUUCAGACCACAGACCAGUUUGUCAAGAAGUUUAAGCCAAGCACUCCAUUGGAGCAAGAAGUCUACAAGAUUCUGCAUGGCAGUAAGUUUGCUGAGCGGCCCAACAAACAACUCUCUCAGGCUGAAGAAGAGGCUAUCAAAGCCAUGAGCCUGUCAGAGGCUCGAGACAGGAGAGCAGAGCUCCAAAAGCACAGAGCUCUCAUGUCCUUCUACGAAGCCAAGUGCAGAAGACAGAAAAAGAUCAAGAGCAAAAAGUACCAUCGUAUCCAGAGGAAGAGCAGGGAAAAACAGGACUCUAAGAAGAUGGAAGAACUCAUGGAAGAUGACCCUGAAGGUGCCAAAGAAACUAUGGACAAACUAGAAAAAGCAAGGGCAACGGAAAGAAUGAGUCUGAAGCAUAGGAACACUGGAAAGUGGGCUAAGACUUUGAUGAGAUAUGGGAAGCACAAUAUAUCGGCAAGAAAAGAGCUUGCUCAGCAGCUUCAUAAAAGCCAUGAACUGACUGAGAAGAUUGCAGAGGUGAACGAAGACAACAAUGGAGAGAAGAAUGAAGAGGAGGAGGAAGAGGAGAAUACUGCUCAGCCAUCACUUAGCGAUAUCAACAAUCCCUGGUUCACCGGCAGUAUGGUUGGGAAGGAUAAAGAGAGAGGGGAGGAGGAGGAAGAGAAGAACAGAGGGGAAGAGUAUGUGGCUCUGGAAGCAGUACAGGUGAGGAGAGAUAGUGACGGAUCAGAUGGAGAGGAGAAUGAAGCUGAAGAUGAGGAGGAGGACGAGAUCGAGAAGGACCACAGGAUGUUGAAGGAGAUACAGGAGGAGAGGAGGAAAUGGAAGGAUGGUAGUGAUGAGAAUGAGGAGGAGGAGGAGGAGGAGGAGGGCAAUGAUGACCAGGGUGGAGAAGUAGAAGUAGGGAAGAGAGAAAAGAUGAGCAAAGGGUUUACAAAGCAAGAAAGGACUAAGUCAACCAAAGUGGACAAAAAGAGCAAGCGAAAGAAAGUCAAGGUCAUUGAAGUGAAUGAUGAGGAUGAUAAGGAAGGUGAUGGUGCAGGGGAGUCCCUCCUUGAGGAAGGAACUGAGAGACGUCAGACACACUCCUCUCUGGAGGACCAAGACUGGCUACACAGACUGGAAGAGGAAGGCAAGCAGUCGCCACAGUUACAAUCUAACGAUGCCAUCCAUACCGACAGUAACAUCCAGAAGGAGAAAGAAUCAAAGAAGAAAUCCUCAGGAAUGGUCGACCCGAGCAAAGUCUUUAUCGUGAAACCCAAGGAGAUGCUGAAGUCGGCGAUGCCGGUGCUGGUCGACCAGGGAGACGAAGUCGAUGGAGACAACGAGAGGAUGGUACACCGCAUGAAUAUCCAGCAGGCGUUUGCAGAUGACGAUGUGGUGGAAGAGUUCAAGGAAGAAAAGAAAGCAAGAAUUGAGAAAGACAAACCAAAGGACAUCGACCUUACCCUUCCAGGGUGGGGUGACUGGGGAGGAACAGGGGUGCAAGCUUCUAAAAAGAAAAAGAAAAGAUUCACCAUGAAAGCAAAACCUCAAGCUCCAAGACAGGAUGCCAGGUUAGCUCAUGUCAUCAUCAAUGAGAAUAGAGACAAGAAGAUCGCCAUCCAUCAGGUGAAUUCGCUCCCUUUCCCCUUCUCCAACACGGAUCAGUUCGAGAGGAGCAUCCGCGCCCCUGUCGGCAGCACCUGGAACACCCCCUCUGCGGUCAAGGCCCUGACCACGCCCAAAGUCAGCACCAAGAUGGGAACCAUCAUCCAACCCAUCCAGGCGGAGGAGGCCUUCAGGGAGAAGAACAGGAAACGCAAGAAGAUGGAGGAGAUGAGGAAGAAGAGGAAAGGACAGAAACCGGAUAUUGUGUUUGACGAGGGGAAUGAAAAGAAGAAGAGGAGAGGCAAGGCAAAAUGAUCUACCGACUCGGAUCAUUCUUGCAGCAAAUUUAGUACUGCGCCGUCGAAUGUGGACAAACAAAGGCGUGCAAUUUUGUUACACAAUGAUUCAAUCAGAGGCAGCAGGUUCAAGAGUGAAUAGAGCAAAUUCUAGAUAUUUUAUGUCGUACACAUUUGAAGAGGAACAAAUGAGCAAAAUUUGAAUCAUUGUAUGUUGAUUAUCUAUUAUCAUUUCAUGCUCCGUCGAGAAAUUGAUUCUAAGUGUACUCGAUGGCAAGAUUCAAGAGGAAAACCAAUUAAGUGAGAUUUAUCUUUAAAUAUCUUGAGCCAUGUCUGAACAGUAGACUAGGUAGUAGCUGUUGGGGGUUAGAGACAAGCUAGGAAAUCAGGAUGUGGGAAAAUGAGAUCCAAGACAUGAUCUGACAAUGUUUGCUCCUCGCUAUAUUUUUUGUCCAUAAAUAUAGGGAUAGGGUUGCAAUUGUUGCAUUUUAGGGUUAGUGUUGGUUAUGUCCAGGGUGGAAGUGAGGAAUUGGUAAGUGUUAUGACUAAUCUCUUCCUCUCUCUCUCUCCUCUCCUUCCUCACUUUCUCUUCCAUUCUUUGUCUCCACCUCUGUUUUUUUACACACUGUACCAGCCACGGUCACCCCAAAAGAUGCAUGUGUAUGUAGUUCCACAUGUUAUUUUAUUCAUACUCCUUAUCUGUUAGCCAUUAGAAUGAUGGAUGAAGCUUUUUUAAGGGUUGAUUUUAUACCUACUAGCUUUACACAAAUAAUUUUUCACGUGAUUGGUACACAUUAAGCUACUCUCUCAAACCCAACAGUAUAUCAUAAUCAAACAAAGUGACUUUGUUACUCACUAGUUAAAUGAGUACUGGAAACAACUUUUAUUUACCCCAUUCAUUGUAUAAUGAUUGAUUAAAUGAAAAUAAAUAUACUUUAUUUACAAGGUAUCAUACUGACUA